AGCCGCCGGCCCCGCGGACGGCGAAAGCCGCGAGGCCGAGGCCGAGGCGGGCGGCGGCGAAGGCGGAGAGCAGGGCGGCGAGGAGCAGCCCCCGCGGGCCGCCGUCGAGGGUCCCGAGACCGCAGACGGGCAGCGGCGGGGCCCCCGCGCCAGGUUCACGCAGGUGCAGGUGCAGGACCUGGAGAGCGUUUUCCAGCACACUCAGUACCCCACCGCGCUCAUGCGGCUUGGUUUAAGAGGAAAAGGGCCAAGUGGAGGAGACAUCAGAGGGCACUAAUGUUCAGUAACGUGCCCCCCGUGCCCCCUGUUGUCGUCAGCUUCUGUGAGCCCUGCCCUGCCGUCUCGCGUCAGGAGCUGAAUUCGUCAUGCGAUCUUCUGGAGCCACUGCUGAUGGACCUGUCCCUGCUGCCCAGACCGCCCGUGCCACCCAGGCCACCUGUGCCACCCAUGCUGCCCGUGCCACCCGUGCUGCCCGAGGAU
Orcinus orca (killer whale) is the source of this 480-nucleotide messenger RNA. RefSeq names its product rhox homeobox family member 2-like. Lineage: Eukaryota; Metazoa; Chordata; Mammalia; Artiodactyla; Delphinidae. The record is from RefSeq and is a predicted model, not a curated record. The annotation marks the transcript as partial. The transcript has 2 exons.